Molecule: messenger RNA, 1293 nt
Organism: Micromonas pusilla CCMP1545
Lineage: Eukaryota; Viridiplantae; Chlorophyta; Mamiellophyceae; Mamiellales; Mamiellaceae
Product: UbiA prenyltransferase domain-containing protein
Exons: 1
Coding region: 1-1293 (430 amino acids)
Biological process (GO): ubiquinone biosynthetic process
Cellular component (GO): mitochondrial inner membrane
Molecular function (GO): prenyltransferase activity
Source: RefSeq, a predicted model, not a curated record
AUGCUCCGCGCGCUGUCCCGCCGCGGGCGAGAGCUCUCGCGUCACCGCGAGCGGUGCGCCGCGCUCCUGCCGUGGCGAGGCGCGGUCGACGAUCUUCGUCGUCGUCGCCUCCUCGUCGACGACGAACCCCUCGACGUCGCGCGCGCGGACGCGCGCGAGCGGCUUCGCUCGGACGCGUUCUUCUUCGCCCGUGACCGCGCGAGGGGCCUCCACGCCGCCGCGGGCGUCGUCGACCGCGCGCGCGUCGACCCCACGCCGCCGCCGUCGACGCGUCGCGCGCGUCGAAGCGUCCACGACGACCGACGCGCGUCGUCGUCGUCGUCGACGGAGGACGACGCGAAGACGCGCGCGCCGUCGCCGUCCUCCGCGUCGUCGUCCAUCCCCGCGCCGGAGGCGGAGCACACGUGGGUGGACCGCGCGCUCCCGCCCGCGCUCGCGCCGUACGCGAAGCUCGCGAGGAUCGACCGCCCGGUCGGGGUGUACCUCCUGAUGUGGCCGUGCUUCUGGUCCAUCGCCGUCGCCGCCGCGCCGGGGGCGGCGCCCGACCCCACGCUGCUCGCGCUCUUCGGCGCCGGGAGCGUCUUGCUGCGCGGUGCCGGGUGCACGAUAAACGAUAUGUGGGACAAGGACAUCGACAAGCUCGUCGCGCGGACGCGGAACCGACCGAUCGCGAGCGGGGCGGUGUCGCCGGCGGCGGCGACGGCGUUUCUCGGGGCGCAACUCGGCGCCGGUCUCGCCGUGCUCUUGCAGCUGAACGACUUCAGUAAACUCCUCGGCGCGUCCUCGCUCGCGCUCGUGGCGACGUACCCGCUGAUGAAAAGGAUAACGAACUGGCCGCAGGCAUUUUUAGGUUUAACGUUCAACUGGGGAGCGUUAUUAGGAUACGCCGCCGUGCACGGGACGUUGGACCCGUACGUCACGCUGCCCCUGUACCUCAGCGCCGCGAGUUGGACGUUACUCUACGACACGAUAUACGCGCACCAGGACAAGGACGACGACGCGCGCGUCGGCGUGAAGUCCACCGCGCUGCACUUCGGCGACGACACGAAGAAGUACCUCGCCGGGUUAGGAGCGCUGUCGACCGCGGGGCUGCUGACGUCGGGCGCCGCCGCCGGGCUGGGCGCGCCGUUUUACCUGGGCGUCUCCGCCGCGGCCGCGCACCUCGCGUGGCAGGUGCGCGACGUCGACUUGGACGACAGGGACGACUGCGCGAGGAAGUUUAAGAGCAACGGGACGUACGGGGGGUUGGUGUUCGCCGCGAUCGUCGCGGGGAAGCUCGCCGGCGCGGGUUGA